Molecule: messenger RNA, 987 nt
Organism: Quercus lobata
Lineage: Eukaryota; Viridiplantae; Streptophyta; Magnoliopsida; Fagales; Fagaceae
Exons: 3
Coding region: 1-987 (328 amino acids)
Source: RefSeq, a predicted model, not a curated record
AUGGAAGCUCUUGGAAGAAUGUUAGAUAAAGCUGUUCAUGAAGGUCGCAUGUCGGGUUUCAGUGUGGGUAACUUGGAGGGAAGAUCCAAGGCGGUGUCUCAUCUCCUUUUUGCGGAUGACACUCUAAUCUUUUGUGAGGCUGAUUUAGAUCAAAUUUUGAUUCUUCGUAUGAUUCUUAUCUGGUUUGAGGCGGUGUCAAGCCUAAAGAUUAACCUAGGCAAGUCAGAAUUGGUUCCAGUUGGGGUAGUCAAUCAUAUAGACCUUUUCUUGGUUGUUCUUGGCUGCAAGCAGGGCUCUCUCCCAAUGAAAUAUCUUGGUCUUCCUUUGGGUGCUAAAUUCAAGGAUAAGACUAUUUGGAAUCCAAUUCUGGAGAAAAUGGAGAGGAGAUUGGCGGGUUGGAAACGCUUAUAUUUAUCCAAGGGAGGGAUAAGGAAGAUUAGACUCUUCAAUGAAGCUUUGCUUGGGAAGUGGCUUUGGAGAUUCGGGAUUGAGGAAGAUGCCCUUUGGAGGCAAGUGAUAGAGAUAAAAUAUGGAUGUAUGUGGGGGGGCUGGUGUACCAGAGCUGUGAUUGGCCCUUAUGGUGUUGGUUUAUGGAAAAAUAUCCAUCAGGGAUGGCCUUCCUUCUCUCACCAUAUUCUAUAUGAUAUUGGUGAUGGGUCUAGAGUGAAGUUUUGGCAGGAUUGGUGGUGUGGAGAGACUUCUCUUGCUGUUAGAUAUUCGGACUUGUUCAGAUUUUGCAAGAAUAAGGAUGCCAGUGUGGCUGAGCUUAUGAUGUCCACCAAUGGUGUCCGCUUUUGGGAUGUGAGAUUCGUUAGGGGUGUGCAUGCUCGGGAUCUAGAGGCUAUGUCUGAUUUCUUGGAAACCAUUUAUGGUUCUUCUAUAAGGGGGCUAGGUGAGGAUAAAAUGUGUUGGAUUCCUAGCAAAGUUAAGGGUUUCUUGAAUUUGGUUGCUGCUAUUCCCUUGCUGAGUUUCCUCACUCAACCAUAA